AUGUUAACUCUAGAGGCUGCUUUAACUGGUGCCGUAGCUUCGGCAAUGGCCAAUAUUGCAGUAUAUCCGCUGGAUUUAUCGAAAACAAUUAUUCAGUCACAAGUAUCUUCUCCUUCAAGGGAACUCAGUAAUAAAGAUAAAGUUUUGCUCAAUAAGAGGUACAAGAAUGUUAUAGAUUGUAUGAUAAGCAUAUUUAGAGAAAAGGGGUUUUUCGGUUUAUAUCAAGGUGUGACAGUUACUACAGUGGCCACAUUCGUCCAGAAUUUUGUUUAUUUCUUCUGGUACACAUUUAUUAGAAAGUCUUACAUGAAACACAAGCUAUUAGGGCCGCAGUCAUUGAAAAGCCGCGGUAAUUCUAUCACGCCUUCUACGAUUGAAGAAUUGGCGCUUGGGGUAGCGGCUGCUAGUAUAUCCCAGCUUUUUACGAGCCCUAUGGCUGUGGUGGCCACGAGACAACAAACAGUCCAUUCUGCAGAGUCCGCUAAAUUUACUAACGUUAUCAAGGACAUCUACCGUGAAAGCAAUGGGGACAUAACCGCUUUUUGGAAAGGUUUAAGAACAGGUUUGGCUUUGACAAUAAACCCUUCCAUCACAUAUGCCUCUUUUCAAAGGCUUAAGGAAGUUUUCUUCCAUGACCAUUCCAACGAUGUUGGCAGUUUGUCAGCAGUUCAAAAUUUCAUUUUGGGUGUCCUUUCCAAGAUGAUUUCCACUCUAGUUACGCAACCCUUGAUUGUCGCUAAAACAAUGCUUCAAAGUGCCGGUUCUAGAUUCACCACUUUUCAAGAAGCGCUUUUGUACUUGUACAAAAAUGAAGGGUUAAAAUCUCUUUGGAAGGGGGUUCUUCCUCAACUGACAAAGGGCGUUAUCGUGCAAGGCCUGUUGUUUGCCUUCAGGGGAGAAUUGACAAAAUCUUUAAAGAAGCUAAUAUUCUUGUACUCUUCAUUUUUCCUAAAACACAACGGACAACAUAAGCUGACUUCCAUUUGA
Messenger RNA from Saccharomyces paradoxus, 987 nucleotides. It is a transcript of the gene ANT1, whose product is annotated as Ant1p. NCBI's taxonomy places the organism in Eukaryota, Fungi, Ascomycota, Saccharomycetes, Saccharomycetales, Saccharomycetaceae. Gene Ontology annotation, cellular component: peroxisomal membrane. Gene Ontology annotation, molecular function: ADP transmembrane transporter activity; ATP transmembrane transporter activity. The coding region runs from base 1 to 987 and encodes 328 amino acids. The record is from RefSeq and is a predicted model, not a curated record. The transcript has a single exon. Gene Ontology annotation, biological process: ADP transport; peroxisome organization; ATP transport.